AGUUCAUUUUGUAUUACAACUUGAAAAUGGACAAAAUCUUAUACAUUUUAUCUGUGUUAAUUACUUUGUUGCUAUUUAAGACAGGUAAUGCUAGUAAUAACUGUGUAGUUUCUAAAAGAAUAACUUAUGGUAGUUCUACAACACCUGAGGUACAGUGCUUAGCUUAUGGAGGCUGCUGGGAUGCUGAAGGAUGUUAUAUAGGUAACGAUUACGUUGCUGGCUUUCGGACAGUAAAAAGAAUAUGCGAAGUGGGGCUGGUGAUCAGCCAACAUAACAAUCUCAGUCUGCAAGAAUGUGGAAGAAGGUGUCUUUUCAAUGAAAAUUGUGAAACCUUUAUUUAUCAAUUUGACAUUACCACUUGUCAACUAAGAGACACUAUAUGUCAUCAAUAUAGCUCCAGUGUUGAACCCUCUAAUUAUAUAAGAAGCUAUGCCAAAAUGGCUGUGAAACAAUGGACGGAAUAUCCGGGAAAUUGCGCGCAAAAUGAUAUAGCGAAUACUAUGGAAAAUGUUAAUACCUGUGCAAUUUCUUGUAAAAGUCAAUCUACUUGCAAAAUCUUUGUGGCCCCACGAAGUACCGCAAGCAACUCUGCUUGCUUUAUGAAAGAUACAGUUUGUGAUAUACUUGAUCCAGGUAAUGCUCGCGAGUUAUCAGCAACUACUUUUCUGCCUGGCCCUAUAUAUUCAGAUUUAAAUGAUCACAGUCAAUCGAAACUAAUCCAUAUAACUGAUUCAGAAUUAGCUGAUACUUGCGUUGCUUCAACCACUGAAAAAGAUUUUAAUUUGAGAAUUCCAUGGCCAAAUCUUGGAGAUGGAAAUCCCGAUUUUCGAAUUGUUAUUAAAGGUAAAAACAUGAAAAAUUGUAUGAAUAUCAAAUAUGGUCUAACAAUGUCGGGCGUUCUGGCGUAUGUUGGUAUAGAUGGCCAAAUAAGUCCAUCUUUUAGUGGUCCAUUUAACGCUUGUGAAUACGAAAGUGGCAAUAAUGAUACGGAGUGUAUAUACAAGUGUACAUGUGGAGAAGACUAUUGUCAGGCAGCUUACAUAAGAGGCUUUGGCUCUGAUGACGAUAAUAUGGAAAUUUGUUUCUAUAAUGUUCUGUCAACGUGAUUUUCUUAUUAAAAUUGAAUAAAUUAUGAUUGUCAGUCUUUAAAAUAAAGAUAGAAUGAGAAUUCUUUUAUUAUUGUUUAUACUCGUGUGGUAUGAUAGAGAGUAUAUUGAUUAAUUAUUUGAAUGAAGCGUUAUUUAACCCAAAUUGAGCAAACUUCAUUCAAUACCUAUAUUCAUAUAUGUUUCCGGUAUAUUAUUAUUUCUAUAACAACAUUUUUAAAAAAAUAGCCUCUACAAUCAAAGUAUAAGUCCUACAUUAUCCGAAUAUUGAUAUUUAAAAUACUGUAUAUUUCAUGUGUCAAUUGAUUGCUUACACAGAAUUAUACCUGCGGGAAAUGUUUGUGUUCAACUAACAUUCAACUGUUUCUACAUAAGAUAUUGAUGCUAAUAUGUCUAAUGAAAAAUGUUUUAUUAGCAAAAUAUAGAUUGAAUUGAAGAA
Molecule: messenger RNA, 1545 nt
Organism: Dimorphilus gyrociliatus
Lineage: Eukaryota; Metazoa; Annelida; Polychaeta; Dinophilidae
Source: the annotation of a GenBank genome assembly